AUGAUCAACAUUCGCUGACAUUUUGCGUGAAGCACGGAGUACGCCUGCUGAAAUUUCAUAGUUUUCUCCCAAAUUUGCUUUCUUUCAUAGUGUGAAUAUGGCGAGUCAAACUCAAGGAAUCCAACAGCUUCUAGCCGCUGAGAAACGCGCCGCAGAAAAAGUUGCCGAAGCCAAGAAACGGAAAGCCCGCAGGUUGAAGCAAGCCAAAGAAGAGGCUCAAGAUGAAAUCGAAAAGUACAGGCAAGAACGCGAAAAACAAUUCCGUGAAUUUGAAGCACAGCACAUGGGCUCGCGAGAGGAUGUUGCUGCACGGAUAGAGGCGGACACAAAAAUCAAAAUUGAGGAAAUGAACAAGGCUAUAGCUCUAAACAAGGAUGCUGUCAUUAAAAAGAUUCUCGAACUUGUAUGUGACAUCAAGCCGCAAUUGCACCCCAACUUCCGUGCCACCAAGUAAGGCGUCUGUCAUGUUUCAUCUGUUGUUGAUCAUGGAAUAAGCACAACAAUAAUUUUUUAAUGGUGUUUAUUCAAAGUUGUUCAGUAUUGAAUUAUAUUCCCAAUUAUCGAAUCGUAAGAUCCUACUGAAUACUCCGUCGAACUUUUAAAAAGCAUUAUCAUUGUUAUUCAUUGUUCCCUCUCCAACUUUUUGUUAAAAUUUUAUGUUAAUAACUUGCGUUUAAUUUAGUAUUUGUUAUCUGUGAAGGAAAUGAGUGAAAUGUAUACUUACGUAAUCGUUAAACCUUGAUGCAUUUAAUUUCAAUCUUCAUUACUUCUUCCUCUAUUCAAAAGGGACAACAAUCCGAAUUUUUAAGUCCCUCUGAAUGAAAUCUCGAGUAUUUUAAAUCCUCAAACUAUCCAUUUUUCAAACAUUUUAUGCUGCAAAUUUAAAAAAAAAUGUGAUGAAAAAUAGUGAACAUUUUUGCUUAUCUGACAGUCUUGCAUCAAAGAACUGUUUUUAGGCAUGUAUGUUUCAGCCGCCAACUGCAAGAAUGCCCUUACAAAACCUUUGUUGAGUGACCUGUCACUAAUUUUCACACUGUCAAAAUUAUUUAUUUUCAUGUUGUUGCUACCAAGAAUUUCUAGAAAAUUCAUCGCAGAGACAAAACCUCUUUCCUUAGUUUUGUUCUAGCGUUUUGACUGUCUUUAAAAAAUAAUCAGUACACUUAGUUCAAACGUUACAGCCAAAGCUUGAGUGUGAUCAAUGAUGGAUAUCCUCUCAAAGGUCUGAAGUAGCGCUGACUUGAAUUUGGAUUGACCACCCCUCAGAUGCUUUGAAAUUCUAAAAAAUCACCACCAGACCCUCUCAGUAUGCAGUGCAGCGGUCAAUAUAUAAAAAAUGAGUUUCCUUGUACUUUUGGAUUGUUGUUCUUUUCUUCUUUUUAAUUUUUAAUCAAGGGAUAAUCAGUCAUAAUCGCGUUUUUGUCUACUGGUAGAAGGUCAAGGGUCAAACUUUCCAUCAUCCAACCGUACGAAGUGCUCCUUCAAUGCUUAUUCACUGCCGAUUUAUCCACACAGUUGUUAAGGAAAAUUACAAUUUGUUGAGUGCUCUACCAAACUUGGAACGUAAUUACUGUAAUGUAUCUUGCAUGAUUAAUCCCGCCGACUUUUCGUCAUCAUUUCAAUUUCUAGACUUUUUUUUACAAAUCAUAGCUACUGGGCAACAAAUGUAAUUCUAUUCAUUUCGCUUGAAUCAUAGGGAAGCAACUGCAUAGCAUAUUUGCCAAGAUAAUUUUUGUUUUCCACUUCAACAGGGCUAAGACAAGCAUCACCUCCAGUGAUUUAAGUCAGCGGUUUCAUGGAAAGCUUUAUACCCUACAAAUAAAACUGUACAUACUGCUCAUAUUUUUCACAGAAACACAUUCAGCUCCGAAUUAAGUUGACCCUUGCGUUAAGUUUAUCUUUAGGUGACUUUCUAUCGAACUUGGGUUAAAAUAAUUUAGCGAACUCAGAGCAGUCAUUUUAAUGAACUGGUCUAGCUCUGCUGAAAGUGUACCCUCGACCGUACUCCAGUUUGCUUUAAGUUUGUGAAACUGUUCUAAUGGAAGUUUGCCCACAUAGACAAAACGCUUUGUUACCAUUCUCCUUGGCUCAAAAAAAUAUAAAACGUGUGAAAGAGCAAUACAAAGUGAGUUCAAUUCUAGCACCUGUACAUUUUGCAGGGAGUUUGCUAUUCAAUUGAAAUAGUUACAGAUUAACGGAGUCCUGAUCUUAGAACAACCUUCCUCUGUUAAUUGAGGGCUUGUGACAUUCCAGUUAUUUUUAUUUUCCCUAUUAGUUAGUUCCUUCUUUAAAUUGCGGAAUUUUAUUCAAGCCAUUCAGACAAAAAAAAAAACCAACGAACCAUGAACAAGAGAGUCUCGUCUCAGAAAGUAAUAAGUUUCAUAACAAUGUUGCUUAUGAAAACUGUGUUUCACAGAAGUAGAAUUCCUUGAGUUAUGUCAAGAAUCCCAUCAUCCCAGGUAGUAUUCUUCCAUUCACCUUCAUCAAAAUAUUACGAAAAGAAAGAUAUGUCACCUUCAUUUACGGUGGUCUGUAUUUCACCAAACGCUGAAUAAAUUAGGAAAGUUAAAAGAGACAACUCUGUUGAAUAAGGUCCAAUCGACAGAUUUUAAGUUGAAAGUGCAUCAAAGCUGAUAAAUCUUUCUCUCUCACUUGCUUUGGUUGAAAUAUAGCCACUACCAUGGAAUUCUUGUUUAACUAUGUUUUUAUUUUACGUAUGCAAUAAAAUUUUAGUGUUAGAUCACUCAAAGUUAUUUUGAAGAAGGUAAUCGAAACUCUCAAAGUGUUAAAGUGUUAAAUUCAUUCAUUUUGUGAAGUGUGUAAAUAAAAAAUUUUAUUGUAA
Molecule: messenger RNA, 2839 nt
Organism: Bemisia tabaci
Lineage: Eukaryota; Metazoa; Arthropoda; Insecta; Hemiptera; Aleyrodidae
Gene: Vha13
Product: V-type proton ATPase subunit Vha13
Biological process (GO): synaptic vesicle lumen acidification
Cellular component (GO): vacuolar proton-transporting V-type ATPase complex; vacuolar proton-transporting V-type ATPase, V1 domain
Molecular function (GO): ATP hydrolysis activity; proton-transporting ATPase activity, rotational mechanism
Source: RefSeq, a predicted model, not a curated record